Molecule: messenger RNA, 1428 nt
Organism: Vanessa atalanta (red admiral)
Lineage: Eukaryota; Metazoa; Arthropoda; Insecta; Lepidoptera; Nymphalidae
Product: actin cytoskeleton-regulatory complex protein PAN1-like
Exons: 1
Coding region: 1-1428 (475 amino acids)
Source: RefSeq, a predicted model, not a curated record
AUGGAAGUCGACACGGAGUUAUCGUCCGACGCCCUAGUUCGCCGAAAACGGCCAUAUGGGGGCCUCACUAUUUUUAACUCCGAUUCUGACACGGAGACGGAGACGAGAAUGGCUGCGAAAAGCAAGCCUGCUAUUCGCGGCAAAACUGCCAAAGGUCGUGGCAGUGGCCUCGCUCGGGCUAAGGCUGAGCUGAAGGCUAAGACCAAUGAGGCUAGAGAGGAGGCCUUCGAACGAUCGCUUCGUAGUCGAGCGUUUCGAAAGGAACCUCCUCAGACUGUUUUGGACUCCGAGGAAUCUUCCUCCUCGGAUGUCCACGCCGAGGAUCCUACGAAAAUGGGCGCGGAGGAACUUCGUGCACAGGCGGGCCGAAGCGCAGCCCUCAUUUUAGAGGUGGCACAAAAGUCCUCCAACCUAAAAGGAGGAUUUGGCAAAAAACUGCGGGAGUCGGCGGCUGCACUACAGGCCAUUGUAGAUGCCUUAGCGUCUCGGACAGAAGCCGAGGAAACUCGAAAGCUCCGCGCUGAUAAUGGACGCCUGCGCAAAGAGGUGGACAGCCUUAAGGCUGAGGUGAAGGCUCACCGCCGCGAGUUCGCGGAGAUGCGGACCAAGGUCGCUGUGGUAAAUGAGGCGUCCACCAGCUCCGCACAAGAUGCUCUCACGGUGGAUAAUUUAAAGGCCUCCAUUAUGUCAUCGAUAGGCGUAAUGCUCAACGCCCGAUUUGCCGAAUUAGAGGAGCGCCUCCCUCCUGCAAAAAUACAGCGCCCUCCAUUAGCUGCAGAUAAGAGGCGGGAAUCAGCGCAGCAAAUUGCUGUGACCCACACGCAGGCAGUUCAUUCGGCUCCACCGCCGAAGUCCGCACCUAUGCGGGUGCCACCAGCUGCUCCACCGGCACCCAUCGCUGGCCCUUCAAGCGCCCCGAUCGCGCCGGAGAUGAUUCCGCCACAGAUGGCCCAGGAGAUGUCCUGGUCCACUGUGGUUAAAAAAGGAAAGAAGGGGAAACAGGCUUCCCCUCCAGUUGGUCCAGCUGGAACAAAGACCACGGUGUUUAAGGCACCUCAAGCGGUUAAGCCAAAGCUGACUGCUCCUCGUACAGCUGCAGUGGUGGUUACGCUGCAGCCGGAAGCGGAGCAGAAAGGUGUCACAUAUGCCCAGGUCUUGGAACGCGCUGAGCAAGGCACAAAAUUGCAGGAACUCGGGAUCAAUGGCGGGUUGAAAGUCCGACGCUCGGCGACGGGGGCCAGAGUGCUGGAGCUGCCGAGAGCACAGUCGAGCCAAGUAGAAAAACUAGCCGACAAACUCCGCACAGUGUUGGAUGGGGUGGCCAACGUCGUCCAUCCCAUACGGAAAGUGGACAUAAAGUUGACGGGGCUAGACGACUCCGUCACCAAAGAUAAGAUCAUCGCGGCAGUCGCUCGCGAGGGUAACUGA